AAGAUAUAGAUUGAAUAAAAAUGAUGAUAUUUUAAGUCAUAUUGUGCAAUUUUCCAAAAAAUUGACAGAUAAAUGAUAAUAUAGUUAGAAAUAAUCAAAUAAUAUAAUAAAUGAGCCGCUAGACAUGGCUCACAGACUCCUGGCCACAGCUAAAAAAUUGGAAAAACUAUUGUGGACAUCAUUUCAUAAUGGAAAUAUUAAUACUUUAAAGUUGCAGCACAAUCUGGCAGAGCUCAAACUCGCAAACAGAUUACCAAACAUCGACAGUCUACUAAACGAAUGGCGUCUCUUUUGCGAAAAGCCCCCAAAAGGCUUCGAGAAAUUCUUUAAACCUGGCGGAGUCACCAAAGAUCCAUCCUCCAAAACUGAUGCAAAAGAAACAACACCGCCUAAAGAUGUACCACCUAAAGCAAAAGAAACUACAGCAUCUAGGAGCACCCCACCGCCUAGUAUGACUUCACCUAAAACUGGGAAGGAUAAUUGGAAUUUUGGAGUCUUCGGGAAUACUAGUAGAGGCACGAGUGGGAAGAGUUUUGGGGAGAAUGAGAGGGAUAAGUGGUUUAUUAUUGGAGCGAUUGGAACUGUUGCUUUGUUGGGGACUUUGGCUUUCUUUGAGCUGAAUUAUAAGGAAAUUACGUGGAAAGAGUUUGUAAACAAUUAUCUAUCAAAAAUGAUUGUCGAAAAAUUAGAAGUUGUGAACAAAAAAUGGGUUCGAGUGAGGCUUGCAGCUGGAAAUACAGUAGCAGGUUCUAAUACAUUAUGGUUUAACAUUGGCAGUGUGGACUCAUUUGAAAGGAACUUGGAAAAUGCACAAAUUGACUUGAAUAUUGAACCUGUUAAUUUUAUUCCGGUUAUUUAUAAAACAGAACUAGAAGCAGCAAAUCUGAGCGGCCUCCUACCAACUCUAUUAAUAAUCGGUUUCCUGAUUUACAUGAUGAGAAGAUCUGCUGAGAUGAUGGGUGGUGGACGAGGAGGACGUAAAGGUGGUGGCUUGUUUGGAGGUGUCAUGGAAUCCACAGCUAAACUUAUUAAUUCUAGUGAUAUCGGAGUCAGAUUCAGCGAUGUUGCUGGUUGUGAAGAAGCCAAGAUUGAAAUUAUGGAGUUUGUAAACUUUUUGAAAAAUCCUCAACAGUAUAUUGACUUGGGAGCUAAAAUUCCCAAAGGUGCUAUGUUGACGGGACCUCCUGGAACUGGUAAAACUUUAUUAGCAAAAGCAACAGCAGGUGAAGCCAACGUCCCAUUCAUCAGUGUGUCUGGUUCAGAAUUUUUGGAAAUGUUUGUCGGUGUUGGUCCAUCCAGAGUCCGAGACAUGUUCUCGAUGGCCAGAAAACAUGCACCUUGUAUACUUUUUAUUGAUGAAAUCGAUGCUGUUGGAAGGAAACGAGGUGGUAGAAAUUUUGGAGGUCACUCUGAACAAGAAAAUACUCUAAAUCAGCUCUUGGUGGAAAUGGAUGGUUUUAAUACGACAACGAAUGUAGUUGUUUUAGCUGCAACUAAUCGAGUUGAUAUUCUUGAUAAAGCCUUGAUGAGACCUGGAAGAUUUGACAGACAAAUAUUUGUAGGAGCCCCCGAUAUUAAAGGCAGAGCCUCUAUUUUCAAAGUGCAUCUGCAAAACUUAAAAACUGAACUCGACAAAAUGGAUCUUGCUAGAAAAAUGGCAGCUUUAACACCAGGUUUUACUGGAGCUGAUAUUGCAAAUGUGUGCAACGAAGCAGCUCUGAUUGCAGCUAGAGAUUUAAAUAAUUCAAUUAAUAUGAAAAAUUUUGAACAGGCUAUUGAAAGAGUAGUUGCUGGAAUGGAAAAGAAAACAAAUGUCCUGCAGCCAGAAGAGAAACGAACAGUGGCUUAUCACGAAGCCGGACAUGCUGUAGCCGGUUGGUUCUUGCAGCAUGCAGAUCCAUUGUUAAAAGUCUCCAUAAUACCUCGAGGAAAAGGUUUAGGAUAUGCACAGUAUCUACCAAAGGAACAGUAUUUGUAUACGAAGGAACAAUUAUUUGAUAGGAUGUGCAUGACUUUGGGGGGCAGAGUCUCAGAAGAGUUAUUCUUCAAGAGAAUCACAACAGGUGCUCAGGAUGAUUUACAAAAAGUAACCAGAAGUGCCUAUGCCCAAGUAGUUCAUUAUGGUAUGAAUGAGAAAGUGGGCAACGUCAGCUUCGAUAUGCCACAACCUGGUGAAAUGGUCACAGAUAAACCUUAUUCUGAAAGUACUGCUCAAAUUAUUGACCAAGAAGUUAGGACUUUGAUUAAAGCAGCGCAUGUGCACACAACACAGCUGUUGACAAAACAUAAAGAAGAUGUAGUCAAGGUAGCUGAAAGAUUAUUGAAAAAAGAAAUUCUGAGUCGGGAAGACAUGAUUGAACUUUUAGGCAAGAGACCCUUCCCUGAAAAAUCUACAUAUGAAGAAUUUGUAGAAGGUACGGGUUCCUUCGAAGAAAAUACACAAUUGCCAGAAGGUCUCCUAGGAUGGAACAAAGAGCAGCAGGCGAAAGACAAAAAGGGGCCUGCUGAAAUAUCCACCGAAAGCAAAAACCCUCCAGCGUGAUCAAAUUUGGCCAGAACACUCACAGUAGUAGUAGCGAGAUAAAUGAAUGAUAUAAAUAUAUACCUGUGUAUAUAUUAAUAUUGAAAUGUAUAGAAGUUAAAUACAUAACCUCAAAUAUAUAUCUAUAUUUGUAUAUAUGUAUGUAUAUUUAUAUAUUAAUAUAUUUAUAUAUUUUUUAGAUUUUUUUUGUUUUUAGCUUUUAGAAUAGAUUUAUGAA
This is a messenger RNA of Ctenocephalides felis (cat flea), 2759 nucleotides long. RefSeq names its product AFG3-like protein 2. Gene Ontology annotation, molecular function: metalloendopeptidase activity; ATP-dependent peptidase activity; ATP hydrolysis activity. Gene Ontology annotation, cellular component: membrane; m-AAA complex. The record is from RefSeq and is a predicted model, not a curated record. Lineage: Eukaryota; Metazoa; Arthropoda; Insecta; Siphonaptera; Pulicidae. Gene Ontology annotation, biological process: protein-containing complex assembly; mitochondrial protein processing.